Molecule: messenger RNA, 1703 nt
Organism: Ooceraea biroi (clonal raider ant)
Lineage: Eukaryota; Metazoa; Arthropoda; Insecta; Hymenoptera; Formicidae
Biological process (GO): mitochondrial DNA replication
Cellular component (GO): mitochondrion
Molecular function (GO): single-stranded DNA exodeoxyribonuclease activity
Source: RefSeq, a predicted model, not a curated record
GGAGAAACGAUGGAAUACAUAACCUCUUCGGUUUGUUUGCGAUAGACUAUGAAGCAGUUGUACAGCUAUUUUAUUUAAGAGAUUAAAUAACAAUUAAUUGUAUCAGUCGACGACGAGUAAGACAUUCUAGUGUCCUUUUGUAACUAAUUAUGAUAGUUCUCUUAAUGAAAAUUAUUUCUUAAAGUACAUGUUUAACCACAAAGAAAAUACAUAUCUUUUCCCGAAUUGGUCACGGUAGCCACAAAUAAUUAACAACUACAUGUUAAUUCACAAAACUACAGUUAUGUUGAGAACUAAAUGUGUUUUACGUCUAAUGUCUUUCAAUGUGCAAAGUACAUGUCAAGCAUCUUUCAAAAAAGACUCCACAAAGGGUAAUAGAAAGAAAAAAUUAAUGAAAGAAUUUAAAACAGUAUUCGGUCAACUAGUAGAAACAAAAGCUGAAAAGAAAAAGAGGCUGAAAUUGGAGGAAAAGGGAAAAAUUCCCCAACAGGAAUCAAACCAAAAUAAUACAGAAUUAUUCUGGGUUUUGGAGAAUUGUCACAAGAAUCUCCAAAGCAUUACAGUACCUGCAAAAUCAAAAGAUGAAGUUUUUGAAAGUCAGAUUGUUAAAAAUGAAAAGAAUAUUUCUUUACCAGAGAAAAAUGAGACUGUGCGGGAAAUAGAUGAUGAAAUUUCAAAUCAAACGUGUAAUUUGUCAGUAAUGACCAAAGCUAGUAGUAAUAAGAAUCGUAAUAAAGUUAUAUCCGCAAUGGAAACUUUAUGUCCUGAUCAAAAUGUAAAAGAAGAUGGUAAUAUUCAUAAUAAUGCAUCAUUGCCUAACUCAAAUGUAUCCAACAUGGAAAAUGCAAAUGCAAAAUAUAAUGUGCAUUCUAAUUCUGAAAGACCAUCUAAUAUUAUUAUAAAGAAUCUACUAUCUUUUCCAAUUAUAAGCAAUAAGCAAGAAUCCUUUAAAGAGUCAACUCAGUCAACAGAAAUAUUGUCCAUAUCUGGAUUGGAUGAUCCAAAAACGUUCAAAUUUCCCAGCGUAACUAAAAUUCUCACGCACACCAUGCCAUUAGAGUCAAAGCUGGCUUUAGAGGCAUGGAAAAAAAGAAUGAUAGAAAAGCUUGGAGAAGAGGGAUUCGAAAUGCAUCAGAAAGCGCUGUUAGAGGAUGGAGCAUCUCUGCACACGUGUAUAGCACAAAAUUUGCUUGGGAAAGAAUUUGAGCUUCCUCCAAGAACCGAGCCGGUGUUUAAGAGCGUUCAAUCUGUUUUGGAAGAUGUAUGCCAGGUGAAAGCGAUCGAAACGCACGUGGCUCACACAAAGUUGCAUUACAAGGGUGUAAUUGAUUGUGUAGCGUCUUAUAGGGGUGAAAAUUAUGUAAUCGAUUGGAAGAAAUCGGACAAGAAGAAGUUGAAUCUGAAAGAAACAUAUGACGGACCUGCACAAGUCGCUGCGUAUAUCGGAGCUAUCAAUGCUUCUAAUCUCUAUCCUUUUGUGAUAAAACGCGGACUACUCGUAAUUGCUUACACAUGUGGUACACCAGCAUCGGUACACGAGAUAUGUAACAACACGUUGCAGCAUUACUGGACGAUAUGGCUGCAUCGCCUGCAGAAAUACUACGUCGAAACGGCGAAUAAUGAUGACAAUGAGAACAUUCCCCAAUAAAACACUAAUGUACCAACGUGCCACGUAUAUUCAUUAAAACUUUCCCAUACAGAAC